Menidia menidia (Atlantic silverside) is the source of this 2379-nucleotide messenger RNA. Lineage: Eukaryota; Metazoa; Chordata; Actinopteri; Atheriniformes; Atherinopsidae. The record is from the annotation of a GenBank genome assembly.
UUCAUCGUUAGCAUCACACAGGCUAACUUGACUGUUGCUACCUUGUCGAUAAGGAUAAGUUUUCCUCACCUUUGUGACCCAAACGCAUCGUCUUAAUUCUAGGGGCAGACUGUUUUCCUCCAUAAACACAGCUGGGCAGUCAUAGAGCAACUGGAUAUCUUCUGACCUUGUGUGUAGAGGAUGUCUUCGUCAAUAUACUACAACCAAGACAGUGUUACCCGCUUCAAGAAGAGAAAAGCUCGGUUUUCUUUUAGUGAAGUUCACAUAUUGCUGGAUGAAGUGAGGAAGCAUCGUGCAGUUGUUGUGGGCAAAUUCAAUCGCGGAGUGCCAACGGACACGAAGAAACGCACGUGGGCAGAGAUUACUGCUCGAGUCAAUGAGAUCGGAGAGUGUCAACGGGAAAUUAUUGAAGUCAUCAAGAAAUGGUCGGACCUGAAGUGUGACACCAAGCGGAAAGUGGCUGCCAUGCGGUCGGGGACGGUACCCAACAGGGGCCUUAACUCCCGCCUCUCCCGUGACCUCAAUCAAACUGAGAAAAUAGUCCUCCAGAUUCUGGAGAUGAACGACAAAGACCAGGGUACAGGUGACUUUGGUCCCCUCGGGGAUGACGACGAUGUCCCUGACGAAGAAGAAGACAUGGAGGAGGAAGAUAUGAUUGGAAUGCAGAGUUCUCCGAAUGGUGGGGUGGACCUGGGAUCUGUGCCUUCAGGGGACUUGUCACAGCCGGCUUUUGAUGUGCAAUAUGAAAUACCUCCAACAGAAGAUGCUGAGACGGCAUUUGGCGAUUCAGACGAUGAUCAAAGGGAAGAUGUGCUAUCUUCAGCUCCAGCAACAAAGACAAUGGAAGAUCAUCAAAUAAACAACGGUGUCCAAAAACAAGUGCCACCUAAGGCGCCCUCUGGACCCUCGGCUUCAGCGGCCACGCUUCCCGUGGCGGGUCAGGCGCUGCCGACCACGAGGGACGGCAUUCUGCAGAACGCAGCGCUCAGCCUGCAGGAGCAGCACGCCACCAACGUCCUGCUGGAGACUGUUUCGCGCUCCCUGGAGCUUCUGUCGGAGUCGGUGCAGCAGCUGGCGGAGACUCAGCAGGAGUUUGUGCGCGAGUCGCUGCAGCUCCAGCGGGAGACGGUGCAGGUUCUCAGAGACUUCACGGGCGGAGCCAUCGCGCUCAUGCACGACAAGCUGAACGGCCGGCCGGCAUUAUAACAGGACUGACAGGUGGAGAUGCAGAGUUGUAUCACUGACUUCACAGAGGGCCAGACUAGAAAGCUCUGUUGGACACCACCUCUGCUCACUGUACUUUUUUGGUAGAACAGAUUUCUGUGGUUAUAUUUUAAAACUUUAUUGGUAGAAACACUUUUUUGGGGUGGAAUUGCUUUCUGUGUGGUUACAUGAAAGUACUCUGAGAAAACCGCUAAUUUUAGCCAUAAGGAAAGACCAUGGACAUUUCUCUUUUUAUUUUUUUGCUACUGAAAGUGAGACUCACAUUUUUUUAUUAAGUUAACGCCAUGCGGAAAGUCUGUACAGUCCUUAAUGUGAUUAUGUAAAGAAUUUGUGGGUCUCUUUGUUGUAGUUUUGUGUUGCAUCAGACUGGAGAUGACCACGUUUACUGUAACGGUCGAGUGGACAUCUGCACCUGACCAUUGUAUGGUCCUUUUGUCUGAGCUAAACAAGGUGUGUUAGACACAUUCAGAAUAACUGUUGGUGAAGAAAUUGUUGACUGUCUGAUCUUUGUUUUUUUUUAUAUUUCCAAAAUGAAAACUUGAAUAUAAAAGUUUUAAUAAGUUCUUUAAAAUAUGGAAUAAAUGCUAAUGUGAUGAAAAGCUGAGCUCAUUUUUGCAGCUGGGAGCUUGUUGAAUGCAACAAGCUCCGGUGCAAUUUUCCACUUCACAGCAAUUUUCUAGCACAUUUCAGCUAGAUUAUGAUUGUAGAAUAUUUCCAGCUUCAAAAGCUAUAAGUGCGACGGUUUGAAGUGUAAUAAAGACAACACUUAUAAGACUUAUAGGAGGUUUCAGCUGAUUAAUGUAUACAAAGAUAGAAAAUUACCUACAGGAAACCAAACCAUCAGAUACAUUUUCUCCUGAUAAUAACGUAGAUAUAUGAAAUAAAAAAUCUGUGUAUGAUGUGAAACUUUGUGGGAAAAAUACAGCUUUGACAUUCUGUACAAUGUUUGAACUUCUCUGAAAAGUAACUUUUCCUGCUAGAUUUGUAGUGCCAUAGGGGUCCCAGCAGGGAGCGCUGACGAGCAGUCUUACAAGCCUGAUUGUGUCGUUCUGAGUGAAUGAAAACAUAAGUUGUUCCGUUUGUUUUCUUUGUUAACUUUAAAAACAACCGUCUGGAUUGCUGGUGUAACUCCUUUUGUUUCUGCUCUGCUUCAUC